GUAACCUGAAACUUAUUAACCAAAUCCAGAUGAUGAUAAAAAAUCGAAACAUUCAUUGAGAUCCCCAAACAUUUCAUAAUUUCAUAUCGGACAAUAAUUUAACCCCUUACCUCACAAUGAGCAGUCCACAGCUCUCAGCAGGUACGAUGACUCUGUAUACUGGAUUCACACGGCUGUGCAAGGGUAUUGCAGUGGUAUUAGUGGGUGGCCACAUUGUUGUUCAGAUUUUGCCCUCUGCUCUUUCUUACCUUGCUCUCAUCCCUGCCAAGACCAUACCUUUUGCUUGGAAUCUCAUUACAGCCGGAUACACUGAACAAUCAAUAUAUGGGUUGUUUAUCAGCACAAUCGGUCUUCUUUUCGUCGGGAAGCUGCUUGAACCCAUAUGGGGUUCUAGGGAAUUCUUGAAGUUCAUCUUUUUUGUUAAUUUUCUAACAUCCGUAUGUGUUUUCAUCACAGCUAUUGCCAUGUAUUACAUUACGAAGCAGGAGAUUUACCUUUACAUGCCUGUUGCUGGAUUCCAAGGGGUCCUUUCAGGGUUCUUAGUUGGCAUCAAGCAGAUUGUGCCUGAUCAAGACCUGUGGUUUUUGAAGAUAAAGGCAAAAUGGUUGCCUUCUCUUGCACUACUGGUGUCCAUCAUUGUAAGCAUUUUCACCACAGAAUCGGCAUCUUAUCUUCCCACCAUGAUAUAUGGUACCUUUAUAGGUUGGAUUUACCUCAGAUAUUGGCAAAGAAAGCCAGAAACAAAACUAAGAGGCGAUCCAAGUGAUGAAUUUUCUUUUUCUACCUUUUUCCCUGAAUUUUGCAGGCCUGUUAUUAAUCCAAUUGCAACAAUAUUUGAGCGAAUGCUUUGUGGAAGACGAUCUGAAAUCUCUGAUGAGUCUGGGGGCUAUACUUUAGGAGGCACCACAUUGCCUGGAUCAGAUCCCAUUGAAGCAUCUAGGAGGAGGGAAAGAGGUGCUCGAGCACUUGAAGAAAGAUUGACAGCUGAGAGACUUGCUGCAGCAGGAAAGACAGACGAGACACAAAAAGAUGCCACCGAGAAUGUGUAGAAGCUCUUGUAUUGUGAAUGUUAUAUGCUCACAACUACCAGAUCCAUGUCUUGUUACAAGUCUGUGCACUAUUUGUUAAUAUAUACUUUUGUUCAAAGGGAAUUUUGGCAUAUGUUGAUUAUCAUGAUCUUUAUUUCAAUGACAGAGAAGAAACUAAUAUGCGGGGACAUAAAAUUACUGUUAUUUGCCUUGUGCUUCUUGUCUACUUCCCUCUUAAAUCGAGAGAACAGUUGUUUUUACAAGCAGUUAAUGAUAAGAGGUGUAACCUUA
This is a messenger RNA of Olea europaea var. sylvestris, 1319 nucleotides long. Its product is annotated as rhomboid-like protein 19. The record is from RefSeq and is a predicted model, not a curated record. Gene Ontology annotation, biological process: retrograde vesicle-mediated transport, Golgi to endoplasmic reticulum. The coding region runs from base 117 to 1049 and encodes 310 amino acids. Gene Ontology annotation, cellular component: membrane; Golgi apparatus. Lineage: Eukaryota; Viridiplantae; Streptophyta; Magnoliopsida; Lamiales; Oleaceae. The transcript has 8 exons.